AUGACGAGAUGGGCUGACAACGCCAGAGUAGUCAAUUUGCCGCCCAGGAGGCCGCAUUUCCUUCCAACACGGCUCGACUCGAACCAAAGUAUAAAGAUUACGAAUACUAGGGCCACUUUACAGUUAAAUCAGUUAAUUUCUGCGUCCGACCAUCGAUUAACUUCCCAAGUAGUACUGAAGAAUGGAAAAAAGUAGCAUGAGUUCUACAUCAUGUGGCAUUUCCCUUUGUGCUUGAUGCCUCCCCACUGACUAAUAGAACUAACUAUAAAGCCUUAUGCUCAAUGUGGAUUAUUCAAUAAAAAAUAAAUUUUUAUCUAUCGUCUAUCAAGAGCAAGAAGAACUAUUGAGAAUGCUUUUGGAAUGUUAGUACAGAUUUAGAAUUCUCAGAGGAACAAUAAAUUUAGAUUGAUAAAAAGUUGUGACAAUAACACUAGCAUGUUGUGUUCUACAAAAUUUUCUCUCAACACAUAGUAAGCAUUAUAUAGAAAUGGAUAAUGAGAGAUGUAACUUAGAUUGUCUUUCUCAACAAGGAGGAACAAGAUAUGCUUCUGAAGCUGUUGACAGAAACCUAUUAUGCAGGUAUUUCAGUACUACUGGACAAGUAUUUUUUUGAAAUUCAGUUAUAUAAAUAUACAUAUAUAUAUAUAUAUAUAUAUAA
Messenger RNA from Acanthoscelides obtectus, 658 nucleotides. The record is from the annotation of a GenBank genome assembly. NCBI's taxonomy places the organism in Eukaryota, Metazoa, Arthropoda, Insecta, Coleoptera, Chrysomelidae.